GGGGUAUAGAACAUUUAGGAUAUUUUUUUUUAUAAAAGAUCACUUUAGCUGUAAGAGCUCCAUCAUAAAGUUGAAGACGCUCUACUGAAAUAGAUUUCGCGGAAAACCAGCUAUAUCCGAUCUUGGUUGGCCUUUCACCCCGAGCGAGAACGGUAAAGGGCGCACAAACUAUGUCGUUGCGUGGGGAUUCAUCUUUCUAUGCAACAGUCCACCAAUAGCGGAAGAGAAAAAGAAGAUAGGCUACGCUCCUCAUCUCGACAUUGAAAGAAAGCUACAGCGCUAAGACGUAACUUCUACUAGUGUGCUCCUCUUGCUUUUUUGGCUAAGGCCUAUAGAACUCAUUUCACUCCGGUUAUCUAGUUAAUAAAUCUCUUUCGUUCGAGAAGGAGCUGAGAUCUUAUCCGCGUUGCUAAUAUUUGGGUGGAGGUUAAUCAAUAGGGGAAUCAGCUGGUAUUUCAUCUUCCUCUAUAAUUUUUUGGAAAGCGAGAUCGUACCUGUUUUUCUAGGCCUGUUUGGACGACGGAACCGAGGUUGAUCAAAGACAUGCGCCGAGUGCUAGGAAUGACUAUAAGCCGAUUCGUUGUGGAACUAAUGCUUGCAUUGGUUUUGAUACCUCAAUCCCGAAGCCUUCAGAGUAUCUUUUUUAUAGGUGCCUCUAUCUUUACGGGGAAUUCACUGCUGAUAGAUCCCGCCCAGUGUCCUCCUCCCUCCCCCUCCGCCUUCCGACCCGGGGGAGUAUACAGUGACAACUUAACCAUUUCCGCUGGCUCAAGCAUAGCAUCUUUUCCCCAAGCCCAUUUCCUCCAGGAAAGCUUCAUAGCUCCAACCUAUACAAGGGGUUUUUAUGUCCUUUUUAUAGGUUGGGUUGUUGGAUACGGGAUCCUCGUAGUAGGCUGGAGCAACAUCCAGCCGAUGGACGGAUGCGACUUCCCUCAGUUGGUUUGGGUGGCAUAGCCCGUUGCAUAAGUCCCCUUUGAAUGGUGUUGGUCCUACAGACCGUGAACGGAUUUCGCCUCUGGCCUCUGGGCACUUCGGAACCACGCGAGUUCACCGGGGUGGAGCACGGUCCACCAAAACCGGCAUAGAUUAGGUGCUAUUGAUGGAACUUGGUAAGCUUAUUUUUCUCCAUAUGGAAGUGAUGCGAGCACUUAGAGAUGCGGGUAGAGGUACUAGAACAACAAACAGAAGUAGCAGAAAGAUCUAUUCAAAAAGGCAAAUAUGAAUGAUUAUCUAAUAGGGCUGGGUGUUUGAUUUCUGUGAGCAUAGGGGGAAAGGGAUCCCAGACGGUGGAAGAGCCAGGGGAGGCCCUCAUUGCCAAUUGGUUUUGAGUUAGAAGCCCAUGAACACUCACAUGGUAUCAAGAGUUUAAUGUUUGUUCUGGUUCAAGCUAUAAAACGGUCAAGUGUGUUUCUAAUCAGGGUUAUCUAAAUUGGAAUGUCUCCGUCCCCCUAUGAUGAGAAAAAGCUUUCCGAGUGGACGAGGACCGAUCUUCUCUUUCUUUAGUCUUGCUCGUCUUAUGGGGGUCAUCUCAAUGGGUUCAGAAACCACACGUUUCUCUGGAUCAUCAUAGCGUACUUCCACAUAUUCACUCAGAGGAAGGUAUAGCGUAUUUAGACAUAUACCAAAUCAUACUUAUUUGAAUUGUUCAUCAUAUAAUAAAGACGCCGAUACCCCUAGCGAUAUCACCCCUCCGUCUAUAUCCUAAAAGAUUAUGUAAUCUGUAGGUUAAGAUUUUUAAAGAUUUGCGUAUCCUUCAGAUUUUUAAAGAUUUGUGUAUCCUUCGUAUCUUGUGUCAGAAUACCCAAAUCUUCAAAAAUAUAUCUUUUUUUUAAUUUCAAUUUUGAAAUUCAAAAUUCAAAAUCAUAUCUCAAAUCAACUUCGUCCGUAAAACUUGUCUCAAAUCUGGAAACUCUCUCCUUAAGCUUUUCGCCCAUCUUCUUUGAUUGAUGACAUCGUUACCAACGAUGGUAAUAGAAAAUCGAACAGAUGUGGAGUCUUCGAGAACAAUACCGGAGAGGAUGUUUGCUUUGGGCGAUCCAAAGCGCCGUUUGUGUCAGGUAUUAUACAGCUCAGAUUUGCCUUCGUCGGAUACAAGCAUUGUUAACCACCUCGGUAAGGAAACAAAAUCUCAGCAAACAUUGGAUAAAUCUAAACCAAAUCUAGAAAUACACACCAAUAUACGAUAAUCAUUUAUUCACAAAAGGGCCUAUCGGUAUUUUCACUUACACAUGAAUCACUAUUGGACCUAUAUUUAUACUGUAUAAGGCAGAUCCUUAUUUUUUGGCUUCCUAGACCACCGUUAACUGGGGUGCUUACCCUGGUGCUUAGCCAUUUUUUUUUAAAAAAAAGAAAAAAAUAAAAAAAGUAAGCGGUAAUGCGAACAAGCGCAGUAAGCGUCGGUUGUUCCCCCUGUUCGCGGGCUCCACUGACACGUAGCAGUCUCCGAUUGGUUCAUUUUUUUUUUUUAAUCAGACAAAAACCAAAAAAUAAAUAAAAUAAAUAAGUAUCCCAUUUGGGGUGGUAGGGUUAAUUAUGCCCUUACAGUAUUAUGGGCUAAUUUACUCAAGAUUUUUUUUUUGUUAAUUAAUGACUUUUUUGGUUUAUCAAAACUUCUUUUAGCAUUUGUUUCUUUGCGAUUAUUCAAAUUUGAAAGUAGAUAUAGAAUGAUGAAGUGUUACGUGUUUGCUACUUUAUGAUUUAGUUAUUUUAAGUUUUAUACACGUUGAUGAUGUUUAUUAAAAUGCUUUUUAAAUCAUAUAUAUAUAUAUAUAUAUAUAUAUUAUUGCUUUACACUUAAUAAUAUUCAAAUGGAAAAUUUUCUUAAAAGAGUAUUUCUUCUGUUUCAUGAAAGUGUAAUUUUGAUAUUUUACAUAGAAUAAGAAAGUGAUUAAAAUACAUUUAUGUUUUAAUAGACACAUUUAUUAAUUGAGAUAACUAAAAUUAUUUAUAAAUUAAAAUAUUUUGUAAUUUAUAUUUAUCUUAAAAUAUGUAUAAAUUUCAUUAAAAUUCUAAGUUGACAUUCUUUGUAUAACAAGAAAAGUAAUUAAUAACCGUUUUAUGAGACGAGACAUAUGGAAUAUUUAUUAAAAAAUGAUAUGGCUAAAUUACUCCAAAUUUUAAACCUUACUCUAAUAUCAAUCUUAUAAAUAUUAAAUCAUAAAAUCUAAUAACCAACUAUACACUAAAUAUAAAUAUUAGAAAUAUUUACUAAAAUUAUAUUUUUAGAAUUUUUCCUUAUAUUAAUUUUUUAUAAUAAAACGUUGGUUAGUGUUAUUUGAAUGUGCUUCUAUAACACUAACGCACUCAUUGGUUUAAAUUUCAAAAUUUCAAGGAUGUUUUUAAAUCACAGACUGUUUUGACAAAUAAAGAAGAAACCAUAAAAGCUGAUUUCAUAUUUUCGCGCUUUUUCUCCUUGUUUCUACCUGAGCAGCAUUUAUGCUGCCUGCUCUCUAGAUUUUCUACACUGUCUUGUUUCCAUCUCUAUAAAAGUGCUUCUGAUGGUAAAAGCAGAAAAAUUUCAAGUCAGACAAAACAUAGCAACAUCAAUGCUUCAACUGAAUACUACUACUAAUUAAUAAUCUUCUGUCUUUUUUUUUUUUGCUAAAAUAUAAUCUUCUGUCUUCUUCAAGUGAGAUAAUAAACAUAGCGAAACCAUUGCUUGUUUUCAUGCGGUGAAAUAUAUGAAUGCUUAGCUUGGUGAGAAAUUAUGAAACAAUAAAUAAUAGUGUCUGUGUGAUGCAGGUUGUACAUAAUGUAUACACAUAGUUUAUAUAUCCGAUUCUUGAUGCUUUUUUUUUGUGUAUUCAAGAAAGGAUUUAAUUUAAUUUAUUCAUCUAUUUCCAUAGCUAUCCAUUAUUUUUGCAAGUCUAGUCUAAAGUACAGUUAUUUUGGCAGUUUCUUUAAAUCUUCCGUUUCAAAAAAAAAAUCAUCCAUUUCUUUCUCUUACUGUAGGUGUGAUCUUGAAGAUUUGGCAGAUACUGUUGAAAGUGGACUGAAGCAGAGAUAUUUGAUUUUUUUUUUGUUGCCCUUUCUCUUGUGGAAAGGGUUAGAUCCACAAGUGGAAGAGGCUUCAUUUCCUCUGUCUGUUUCUUGAGAAACAUUGACUCAGUGAUUUGACAAAAAGAAGGAUAGGUUAGAGUUAUUGGAAAGAGAGGAAAAAGUGUAUCUCUUUGGAUCCUUUGGAGAUUUCAGCCUAAAUUAUUGAAAGCCUACAAUGAGUUUUGGAUUCAUAUAGCUUCAAAAAGCUGGUGUGGAAUCUCAAAAGAGGGAGUUUUGUGGCUGAGGGCUUUGUUUUUAUGUUUUGAAGUUAAUGUGAUUCAGUGAGAAGGAAGUGGUGAGUGAGAGGUCUUGUCAUGUCUACAAGUUUUGUAUCCAUCUGCAACUCAAGCUGUGUGUUUGGUUUGGUCUUGUCUUGAUGUCCAACUUGCCUUAAUAAUGCAUUCAUCAUUACAAAAUCUCUACAGGUUUCAGUAGAAAUCAAUCUUCUUGAAAGAGAGAGAGAGGAAUCUAGAGAAUAGUUAUUUCAUUUGAGUUUUAAAAUGAUCAGAAGAAAGCGGGAGAAGAUACCAAGUUCUAAUGGGACUGAGAAGGUUCUUGUUGCUGUUAAAGCAUCUAGGGAGAUUUCAAAGACAGCAUUGGUUUGGGCUUUGACACAUAUUGUUCAUCCUGGAGACUGCAUAACUCUUGUUGUUGUUGUCACUUCUCACAAUGCUGGUACUACUUUCUCUUCUUUGGUACUAAGUCAUGGAGAUGUACUUACCUAUGUUUUAAUCCAUUGUCUUGUUUGUUUAGGUCGAAAGCUUUGGACUCUCCCUAAGUUUGCUGGAGACUGUGCAAGUGGUCAUAGGAAACCACAUUCUGAUGCAAUCCCUGAGAUAAAAAGUGACCUCACUGAUACUUGUUCUCAAAUGAUUCUCCAGCUUCAUGAUGUCUAUGACCCAAACAAGGUUACUAACUUAGCCCAUUACCAAAACAUUAAAAAAGCAGUUAUUCUCAUGUUUUUUUUUUGGAAGGUUAAUGUUAGGAUCAAAAUUGUUUCUGGAUCACCAUGUGGAGCUGUUGCAUCUGAGGCCAAGGAAUCACAAGCAACUUGGGUAGUUCUGGAUAAGCACCUUAAGCAAGAAGUGAAGCGGUGCAUUGAUGAGCUACAAUGUAACAUUGUGGCCAUAAAGCGUUCUCAAGCAAAAGUUCUGCGGUUCAACUUGGUCGGUUCACCAACAACAAAAGAUGCAGUGAAAGAGAACAAAAGCAGGUUGUUAGGUUCUGUUGGAGCAGUAGUUACAACUCCUUUUAGCAGUCCUGAGGUUGGCACACCAUUCACUGGUACAGAAGCUGGGACUUCAUCAGUGGCUAGCUCUGACCUUGGAACAUCAUCGCCUAUUUUCACAGUGGAAGUGAAAAAAGAUGAUGCUAAUGCUGCUCAAGAAACCAAGAUUUCAAGUAGGAGUGAUUCUGAGACUAGUGGAAACAUAAGAGGAGCAGUUUCGCUAUCACGAAAUGCUCCUCCUGUUCCACCUCCUCUCUGCUCUAUCUGUCAGCACAAAGCACCUGUAUUUGGAAAACCACCGAGGUUUUUCUCUUACAAAGAGUUAGAGCUUGCAACAAAAGGUUUUUCACAGUCUAACUUCUUGGCAGAAGGAGGGUUUGGAUCUGUUCAUAGAGGUGUGUUACCUGAAGGCCAGAUUGUAGCGGUAAAGCAACACAAACUAGCUAGUACUCAAGGAGAUGUAGAGUUCUGCUCUGAAGUAGAGGUUUUGAGCUGUGCUCAGCACAGAAACGUGGUUAUGCUAAUUGGUUUCUGCAUUGAAGAAAGCAGAAGACUAUUAGUUUAUGAAUACAUAUGCAAUGGAUCAUUAGACGGUCAUCUAUACGGUCGCCAUAAGGAUACUUUGGAGUGGCCUGCAAGGCAGAAAAUAGCGGUUGGAGCGGCUAGAGGUCUUAGAUAUCUUCAUGAAGAGUGUAGAGUGGGAUGCAUUGUUCACAGAGACUUAAGGCCUAACAAUAUACUAAUCACUCAUGACUACGAACCACUGGUUGGAGACUUUGGUUUAGCGCGGUGGCAACCUGAUGGAGAGCUCGGUGUAGACACACGCAUAAUAGGAACUUUCGGUUACUUAGCUCCAGAGUAUACUCAAAGUGGACAGAUCACAGAGAAAGCUGAUGUUUACUCAUUUGGGGUUGUACUAAUCGAGCUAAUCACGGGUCGUAAAGCCAUGGAUAUCUCCAGACCAAAAGGACAACAAUGUUUAAGUGAAUGGGUAAAAAACGCAAAGCUGAAAAGGUAUCUUGUUUCUCGAGUUUUCUUUAAGCUCAUUUUAGGGUUUGGUGAGCAGGCUAGGUCUAGAUUAGAAGAGUAUGCGGUUGAAGAGCUGGUUGAUCCAAAGCUGGAGAAGAGAUAUUCAGAAACAGAAAUCAUUUGUAUGAUUUAUACUGCUUCAUUGUGUAUACGCAGAGAUCCACAUUUGCGUCCUCGUAUGUCUCAGGUACUGCGUUUACUGGAAGGAGAUAUGGUAGUGAAUGAGAGGUUUAGUGGAAGAUUAUCGACUGAGAGAAGUCAGAGAUCAGUGAGAUAGUUAUGUACUAGUGAUGAUGUUAAUGACUAAAUAAUGUAAUUAACCAACAAAACACGUUGUCAAUAAACUGUUCUUAUGUCU
Molecule: messenger RNA, 6653 nt
Organism: Brassica napus (rape)
Lineage: Eukaryota; Viridiplantae; Streptophyta; Magnoliopsida; Brassicales; Brassicaceae
Product: inactive protein kinase SELMODRAFT_444075
Exons: 6
Coding region: 4539-6572 (677 amino acids)
Biological process (GO): protein phosphorylation
Molecular function (GO): protein tyrosine kinase activity; ATP binding
Source: RefSeq, a predicted model, not a curated record